Fraxinus pennsylvanica is the source of this 777-nucleotide messenger RNA. NCBI's taxonomy places the organism in Eukaryota, Viridiplantae, Streptophyta, Magnoliopsida, Lamiales, Oleaceae. The record is from the annotation of a GenBank genome assembly.
AUGUUUCCUCGCUCUCCGAGGAAGGAACGGACUCAUACCCUUCGUGAUCGCAAGUUCAGGGAUAGACUGAGCCCUCUUGGGACUCAUGGGAAUGCCCAUGAUGUGGAUGGUGAAGAAGUAGAACAGGCUGCAGGAAGUACAGGCAUUUACAGUAGAAGCCCGGUUAAACUUUCUCUUGGCGUCUCGCUUAAUGCAAAAAGAAAGAGGAAGGUACUUUGCCAUGGAUCAGCACCAUUCGUUUACAUGGACACUUGUUUUAAUAAUGGUGAGCUGCCUGGUACCCGUUCAUUGAAGAAGAGGUUAGAUCGAAAAUUGGAGAUGGAGGGUUUGAAGAUCUCAACAAGUAGUGUGAACUUGUUAAACAAUGGGCUCGAUAUUUUUAUGAAGAGAUUAGUAGAACCCUGUCUCGAUUUACUUGCUUCAAGAUCGGAGCGUACGCUUCACAAUCAAGUUUAUCAUCAAGCCAAAUUCAUCAUAAAUGGGAUUAGGCCUAUUUACAUACAGAACCCGAAGAGAUUGUUCUUCGUGUCAAUGUUAGAUCUUCAAGUUACAAUGGAGUCGAAUCCCUGGAUACUUGGAGCAGAUUGGCCACUGCAGCUUGAGGAAGUUUCCCUGCGUGCAACAAAAGUUACAGCAGAAUACCCCGUGAAUUUGAUGUUACAAGACUUUCAAGUUCAUGUCAAAGUGAUAAACCAGUUUUAUGACUCUAGAGAGCCCUUUCUAACAAUGAUGUUGACAUUAUCAUAUCAUACCAUCAAGCCUAUAGCAACGACGUGA